Apis cerana (Asiatic honeybee) is the source of this 4054-nucleotide messenger RNA. RefSeq lists its product as uncharacterized. The record is from RefSeq and is a predicted model, not a curated record. NCBI's taxonomy places the organism in Eukaryota, Metazoa, Arthropoda, Insecta, Hymenoptera, Apidae.
UUGGGGCGGGGGAAGGGACAGGCCAGGAGCAGCCGACUGUCGGAAGAAACGACAGUCGCCACUCGACGCCUGCAUCGAACAGAAGGCAGCCUGUGCGCAGACGCGAGCCGCAUUUUUCGAGAGUGCAUCCGUUCCCCGGGACGAGAAUCGAAACUGGUUUCGAACGUGGAUCAUGAUCCCGGUGAAAUCGAUCGCAACGACGCGAUGAAAACUCAUCGAACCAUUGUUCGCGUUACCGUACACACGUCCUUUUAACCUAAAAUCGAAAAAGGAACGAUACACGUUUGUUUGGUGCUGUGACAGUGUGAUAUUUCCCUAUAGCUUCGAGGACUCGAGUCUAAUAAGACGCUCUUCUUAUCGAAUAACGUGUCGAGGGACCCGGUUCGACAAGCACCGAUUCGAAUGACGAUUCCGGUGUGUCAAGGUUCGAGGGGAAGGUGACGAGCAGGUUUCAGACGAGAAUCUUCAAGAUACCUCGAACGAAUCCGGCAAGAAACCUCGUCGACUAAAACGAACAUGCUCGUUAUAAACUAUCGUCAAAGGCAUCCUUGUUGGAGGAUGCUGCUCGCCAUCGUCAUUUUGUCCGGUCUCAUUAGGUAUAGCGAACCAAUGUCGACGAAGAGGUUAACAGAUUCAUCAUCUUCAUCAUCAUCAUCGUCGUCGUCCACGUUAUCAAAUUCCGGCGAAUCGAGGUCACAGAAUCUUGGCUCGCCAAGCGAUCUAGCCUGGCAAGCUUGGCUCCUUCUAGAUCAUCAAACAGGAGGUCAUUCCAGCUUAGAUUCAGCAAGUUUCCUCAAACGGAUCACACCGAAAAGCGUGUUCAUUGCGCCAGAACUGCCAGCUUUACCGCCUUGCGCUGACGGUUAUCGUGCAGAUACGAUGGGCAGGUGCGUGAAAAUCGUGAACAUCGAUCACGAGGCUCAUCUUGGUUUCCUUCUUCAACGGCUGAACAAUCGAUACGGGAACCGAGGUAGCAGCUCUGAGGCGUUUAACAAUAAUAAAAAAAAGUCCAGCGGCCCGUUGCAGUUGAAUAUCCCUCUGUUUUCCAUGACCAGAGAAUCGAACAAACCAAUCGCUCUUUCCCAAAAGGAUGUGGCUCUUCCCCAAAAGAAUGUAGAAGAAAAAAAAGUAGAAGAAAAGGUAGUAAAGAAAAUAGAAGAAGACAUAAUGGAAAACAUAGAGGAAGAGAUAAAGGAAGAAGAGCAACCGUUGGAAUCUCUGAUCAUGUAUUAUCAGACGAAGAACAACAACGAAGAACAGGAAAACGAGGAUAAUGUUUCUCGUGAGAAUACUACCAUUUCUGACGAACCUAUUAACGAACCCCCCGACGAAUUUGAAGAAGAAGAAGAUCAGAAUACUACUAUUCGUGAUCAGAGUAUAAUUAUCCACGAUCAAAGUACUACAAUUCACGAUCAGAGUACUACAAUCCACGAUCAGAGUACUACAAUCAACGAUCAAAGUACUACAUUCCACGAUCAGAGUACUACAAUCCACGAUCAGAGUACUACGAUCCAUGAUCAGAGUACUACAAUUCAUGAUCAGAGUACUUUUAUUUAUGAUCAAAGUACUACCGUUUAUGAUCAAAGUACUCCCAUCUAUGAUCAAAGUACUAGUACUCAUGAUCAAAGUACUACCAUUCACGAUCAAAAUACUACUAUCUAUGAUCAAAAUACUACCAUCCAUGAUCAGAAUACUACCAUUCAUGAGCAGAAUACUACCAUUCACGAUCAGAGUACCACAAGUCAUGACCAAAACACUACAAGCAAUGACCAAAAUACUACCAUUUAUGAUCGAAGUAUUACCAUCCAGGAUCAAACUACUGUGCGUUCCUCGUUAGAAAUCCCAUGAAAGAAAUAUGGAUUUGAUUGGUUAUUCGAAUAGACCGAAUAUGUACAAUCAUAAAAGUAGGAAUGUCUAUUGAUCAAAAGUCUUGCAUCUACAAAUAAGACCAUGUAGCGCUAUUUAUCGGUGUACAAUACUUCCGUACACUUGUACCGUCCCGUGAGAUCUAUGAGGCAUACAUAAAUAUUACCAUCCAUGAUCAGAGUACAUACUACAUAUUAUCCGUGAUCAAAACAAAGUUAAACGUUAUUCAAAUAAUAUUUCAAAUAAAAUUUUCGAAUAAAUCUUAAUAAAUCAAAUAAAUGAAAGUCAAUGAUCUAUCGGCAUGCAUUGUCCGAAUAAUUCUUCUUUCUCAAUUAAAAAUUUACUCAGUCUUUUAUCAUAUCUUUCAGAAUCAUUCAUUUCGCGCACAUAUAUAUAUAUAUACAUACAUAUUGGAGUUACUUCACAAAAAUAUCAUCAAUCGUAAAGCUUUUCUAAAAAAAAAAAGCUAGAAAACUAAAAAAAAAAAACAAAUUUGCGAGAAACAAAAUCGUUUUUAAAUUCUACGAUGUUAUUGGAAUAACGUUUAACCCUGCGAUAACUCUUUUAUACGAAAAUACGCGAUAGAAUGCAUGCAAUUACGAAAUGAAAAAAUUAUUAUUGUCAUUAACAAAAUCUAUUGAUAUAUCCUUUGGAUUUUUAUAAGAAGAUAAAAUUAUAUAUACGUGUGAUUAUAUCACGUACGAAAUUAAAAAAAAAUUAUAAAUCUGACAUCGCGGCCAGUAAUUUUUUUUACUGCUCUACAUAUGCUUCGAUGUGGUGUGUAAUCUCUUUUUCCCAUGUAUUUGAAUGUUAAUUCGUGUACAUAUUAAUUUUAUUAAGAGAAAUUGUAUAUACAUUACAUAAUUAAGAAGCGUCAACAGCGUCUUAACGUGUAUUAAUUGUAACUGUAUAAAAAUAUUAUUGUAUUAUUUAUAGCUAAAUAUAUCGAUGUAUAUUAUACAUUGUCGUGUCGUAUCAUGUAGGAAGUAUUCUUAGAUCGCAAAACAGAAAGAACAUAAAAAAAUCAUUCGAUAUUGAUUUUGCGCCAAAAUAUCAUGCUUUAUUAUUAUUUACAACCUGUCCAGGCAUGAUAAGCGAUUAUGUUACAAAUCAUUUUAUUCAUUAAGCAUUUUUUAUUGUACAUAACUUAAUUGUUAAAGAAACUGCAUGUUACGUUGUAAUUGUAAUUUUUUAUUGUACAUAACUUAAUUGUUAAAGAAAUUGCAUGUUACGUUGCAUUACUGGAUGUAUUUUUUAUCCCUUUGAAUUCCCGAGCAAUAAGAAACUUCUCAGUAGACUCAUUUCUUGUUGCUUUUGGUCUUAUAUUUUUUACAUGUUUAAAAAAUCUUGUCAGAUCUUUCUCCAAUUGCAAAGAUUUCUUACCAUCCCAUACUUUACAAACAAAUAUUCCAUUUAUAUGAAUAAUUUGUAAAGCAAAUUUUAAAGCACUAUAUACAAGUUGCAUUAUAUUUUCAUGAUCUAAAUCUCUUAUACCAGAUGCAUUUGGUGCCAUAUCUGAUAAAAAUACAUUCACUUUUCGACCAUUUAAGAUGUUCAAGAUUUCAUUUUGAGAUGUUGCAGCCAUAAAAUCCAUACCAUUUAAUAAAGUUGCACCUUCAAUAGGAUAAAUUGGUUGUUUAUCUAUUCCUAAAACAGUUCCAAUAGCACUUUUUUGUUUAGCAUUUGCAUUUGUGAAUUUAACAGCAACUUGAGUCCAACUACCAGGAGCAGCUCCACAAUCAAUUACAAUUUUCCCUGGUUCUAAUAUUUUAAAUCUUUCAUUAAUUUCUAACAAUUUAUAUGCACUUCUACAUCUAUAAUUUUCUCGUUUAGCCAAUUCCACAUAAGGAUCUUGUAUUUGUCUUGUAAGCCAUAAUUGUGAACUAUGCUUCUUUCCUUUUAAAUUUUGUGGUGUUUCUCGAAAUAAUGUAGAAUAAGUAUGUAAAUUCCUUAUUAUCAAAAAUAUUCUUGAAUAAUUCAUGAUAUAACCUAACUUAAUAAUAAUUUUAUGUAUCAAAUUUAUAUAUAUAGAUUGAUCAUUUUCUUAUUUUGAUUAAUUCUUUAUCAUUCAAUUAUUUAUUAUACAAAACAAUUAAUAAACAUUAUGCUUUGAAUAAAAUUAUAACAUUUAACAGUUUUAAAUAAAACUUUUUAUAUAUGUACUUACAAAUUGCGAUCCGGUUUUAGU